GAUCGGAACUCCCGAUAAACUAACCACUUUAUCUGAUCAUCAUUGCAGAAGAUCGCCGAUCGAACCCAUUGAAGUGGCUGUCCACCUCGAUUAAUCAUCGCGAUCCCAGGGCGGAAACGGCCAGCCCGCGCGCUAGUGGAGGUGUUGACAGCUUGGAACUUGCGAACGUUAGAAACGCUGGAAGUCCUUCCAAGAAAACCCCAGCCCGCCACCUCUCCCACUUCCCCUCCUCUGACCGGGUCCAAUCCACACUGCGGCCACGAUGCCUGGAGAGAACCCCCCGUCUGCUGCUCAAGGCGCAAAGUCCAAGAAGAACAAGAAGAAGAACGCAAAGGCCAAAGAAAAUACCCAAAAGGCCGACUCCGAGCAAACGGAAACCCUGGAGAACCAAGAUGGCCUCGUGGAGGACGACGCCGAGGACCCCAGCGAUCCCAUCGAGACCGCAGACACCCAUACUACCAAGCUAGAUACAAAUGCGAACCACACGGCUGAACCACAUACCGAGAAGCCUGACUCGGACGACGCCGAGUCCAAAGAUCGCUUCGAUGCCCUCGUUCGAGACCGCGACUCCCUCCGAGCCGAAGUGACUGACAUGCGCAAAUCUUUGGAGGAAAUACAAUCAAAACACCGCGCCGACAUGGAAGCCUUGCAGCAGAAAUUGGACGAUGCGGAAUCCAAAAAGGAACAGGCUGAAACGCAAUUCCAGAAGCUCAUGGAGCGGGUGAAUGCAAUCAAGUCGCAACUGGGCGCUCGUCUCAAGGAGGAUGAGGAGGAAUUGGCUCAAGCGCGAUCCCAGAUUGAAGAACUGGAGGAUGAGAACGCCACACUAAAGUCGCAGCUGGAAUCCAAGUCUACAGAACUAGCAGAGCUCUCCGAAGAUGCGGCACAAAGGACCAAGGAAAUCUCUACUCUCCGAGAUCGAACGACGUUGUCCCAGCAAAACUGGAUUCAAGAGAAAGAGGAGCUAAUGGAGCAGAAUGGAUACCUCCAGUCCGAGUUCGAACAGGCCAAGGACGCCAUGCAUAACUGGGAGGUGCUGGCUAUGGAAGAGCGAUCCGUCCGCGAGAAUCUAGCGGAGAAAGUGGGUGAUCUUGAGGAGCAGCUUGAUAACUUGCGGGAUGCCUAUGAACGUGCGUCUGGUGAACGUGAUAGCCAACAAUCCACGGUGGAUGGUCUCCAGCGGGCGCUACAAGAAAUUCAAUUGGCGCGGAAGCAGGAGCUUCGGGAACUAGUCGAGACCUCUGAUGCUCAGCUUGAGGAUUUGCGAAAGUCCCUGCGAGAAGCACAGGAACAAGCGAAGAACGCCGACAAGAACCUUCUUACGGCUCAAGAAGAACUGGAGCGGGUGCGGCCAUUUGAGAAGGAGGUGAAAGAGAAGAAUCUUCUCAUCGGCAAGCUACGACAUGAAGCGGUUACCCUGAAUGACCAUUUAACGAAGGCGCUACGAUUCCUGAAGAAGGGCAAGCCCGAAGACAACGUAGACCGGCAAAUUGUAACAAAUCAUUUCCUGCAUUUCCUUGCACUCGACCGGUCAGAUCCCAAGAAAUUCCAGAUUCUCCAGCUCAUUGCGGCCCUCCUGGGCUGGGAUGACGAACAACGCGAGCAAGCAGGUCUGGCUCGACCAGGAACCUCGAGUCAUCCAGGCAAGCUUCGAGUCCCCGGUACACCUUUGCGUACUCCCAGCACGCCGAACCUUGCUACCGAGUUCAUGGACAAUGGAGCAUCCAGCAAAGAAACGCUAGCCGAGCUGUGGUCCAAUUUCCUAGAGCAAGAAGCAGAGGCUGGAGACAGGAACACGAUAAGACGCGGAAGUCAUCCAGGGCCAGCGAAAUCAUAGCGAUAGCGCCAAGUGCUUGGUAUUUUUCUUUCCUACUAUCCAACUCUUGGGGGGUUUCUCCAGGCUGGUUUAUUGUAUUUGUUGUGUCUCUCUCUACCUGUAUAGAAAUGGCCCUCCAAUAGAGAUCAGUCAAUCCACACCGCCCCGUAUUUCUGCCGGACAA
Messenger RNA from Penicillium brasilianum, 2000 nucleotides. NCBI's taxonomy places the organism in Eukaryota, Fungi, Ascomycota, Eurotiomycetes, Eurotiales, Aspergillaceae. The record is from the annotation of a GenBank genome assembly.